Dipodomys ordii (Ord's kangaroo rat) is the source of this 4561-nucleotide messenger RNA. RefSeq names its product dual oxidase 2 (gene Duox2). Lineage: Eukaryota; Metazoa; Chordata; Mammalia; Rodentia; Heteromyidae. The record is from RefSeq and is a predicted model, not a curated record. Gene Ontology annotation, molecular function: superoxide-generating NAD(P)H oxidase activity; calcium ion binding; peroxidase activity. Gene Ontology annotation, cellular component: plasma membrane; NADPH oxidase complex. Gene Ontology annotation, biological process: superoxide anion generation; defense response; response to oxidative stress.
AUGCUGAGAGCAAGAGCCCUGAUAUUCCUGGGAACUCUGCUGACUGGAUCUCUGGGUGCCCCCCCAGGGGGCCAGGACACGCCCCCACUGGCCUGGGAAGUGCAGCGCUAUGACGGCUGGUUCAACAAUCUCAGGCACCAUGAACGCGGGGCGGUUGGUUCGCGGCUGCAGCGCUUAGUCCCGGCCCAUUACGCGGAUGGCGUCUACCAGGCCUUGGAGGAGCCGCUGCUGCCCAACCCUCGCCGGCUGAGCGAUGCGGUGGCUCGGGGCCGAGCCGGGAUGGCGUCGCUGCGCAACCGCACGGUGCUGGGCGUCUUCUAUGGCUACCACGUGCUGUCCGACCUGGUGAGCGUGGAGACCCCCGGCUGCCCCGCCGAGUUCCUCAACAUCCGCAUCCCGCCCGGAGACCCCGUGUUUGACCCCCAGCGGCGCGGGGACGUGGUGCUGCCCUUCCAGAGGAGCCGCUGGGACCCCGAGACCGGACAGAGCCCCAGUAACCCCCGGGACCUGACCAACCAGGUGAGCGGCUGGCUGGACGGCAGCGCCAUCUACGGCUCCUCGCACUCGUGGAGCGACGCCCUGAGGAGCUUCUCCGGGGGACAGCUGGCGUCGGGGCCCGACCCCAACUUCCCGCGGGCGCCCCAGGCCGCGCUGCUCAUGUGGUCGGCGCCCGACCCCGCCACGGGCCAGGGCUCAGAUUUCCUCCUGGUCCAGCCCAACACGUGUGUCCCCCCCCUCUGCCCUGUCCCUCAGAACAUUGCUCUGUAUGAGUGGCUGCCCAGCUUCCUGCAGAAAACGCCCCCGCCGUAUACAGGGUACCACCCUUUCACUGACCCCAGCAUCUCCCCGGAGUUCGUGGUGGCCACUGAGCAGUUCUUCUCCACUAUGGUGCCCCCUGGUGUCUACAUGAGAAACUCCAGCUGUCAUUUCCGGGAAGUUCUGAACAAGGAUUUGGGCAGCUCUCCAGCUCUCAGGGUCUGCAACAGCUACUGGAUUCGGGAGAAUCCUAAUCUGAAGAAUACCCAGGAUGUGAAUGAACUGCUACUGGGAAUGGCCUCACAGAUCUCAGAACUGGAGGACAGGAUAGUGAUCGAAGACCUGAGGGAUUAUUGGCCUGGCCCAGACAAGUUCUCCCGCACAGACUACGUGGCCAGCAGCAUCCAACGUGGUCGAGAUAUGGGGCUGCCCAGCUAUAGCCAAGCCAUGCUGGCUUUGGGACAGGAGCCCCCAAAGAACUGGAGGGACCUCAACCCCAAGGUAGAGCCCCAGGUGCUGGAGGCUACAGCUGCCUUGUAUAACCAGGACCUGUCUCGGCUAGAGCUACUCCUGGGUGGGCUCCUGGAGAGCUAUGGAGACCCUGGACCCCUAUUCAGCAACAUCAUCCUCAAUCAGUUUGUGCGACUGAGGGAUGGUGACCGCUAUUGGUUUGAGAACACCAAGAAUGGGCUGUUCUCCCAGGAAGAGAUUGCAGAAAUCAGAAACACCACCCUCCGGGAUGUGUUGGUAGCGGUCACUAACGUUGACCCUAGCUCCUUGCAGCCCAACGUCUUUGUCUGGCAGGAAGGUGCGCCCUGCCCACAGCCCCGGCAGCUCACAACUGAAGGCUUGCCCAAUUGUGUGCCCCUUACUGUGACUGACUACUUCAAGGGCAGCGGUGCGGGCUAUGGCCUUGUCAUUGUGGCUCUCUGCUGCUUUCCCUUAGUGAGUCUGCUUAUGGCUGGGGUGGUGGCUCACUUCCGGAACCGAGAGCGCAAGAAGCUACAAAGGAAAGGCAAAGAGAGCACAAAGGAGGAAGCCGUCAAAGUUGGAGUGACAGGGAUGGAGUGGCCAGGCCCCAAGGGGAGCAGCUAUCCCAUCACCAUCCGGCUGCUCCCGGACAAGUGCUUACAGGUCCUGGACGGAGGGCUCACGGUGCUUCGCACCAUCCAGCUGCAGCCCCUGCAGCAGGUCAACCUCAUCCUGUCCAGCAACCGGGGAUGCAGGACACUGCUGCUCAAGAUCCCCAAGGAGUAUGACCUGGUGUUGCAGUUUAACUCAGAAGAGGAGCGAGGCGCCUUUGUGCAGCAACUGCAGGACCUCUGUAAGUGCUGGAGUCCAGGCCUCCGGGUGGCUCAGAUGAGCGAGCGCGAGCUCUUCAAGAAGGCUGUCACUAAGCAACAGCGAGGCUGCAUCCUGGAGAUCUUCUUCAGGCAUCUUUUUGCUCAGGUGUUAAACAUCAACCAGGCGGAUGCAGGGACCUUGCCAGUGGACUCAUCCCAGAAGGUUCGAGAAGCCCUGACCUGUGAGCUGAGCAGGGCUGAGUUUGCUGAGUCCCUGGGUCUCAGGCCUCAGGACAUGUUUGUGGAGUCCAUGUUCUCUUUGGCUGACAAAGAUGGCAAUGGUUACCUGUCCUUCCGCGAGUUCCUGGACAUCCUGGUGGUCUUCAUGAAAGGCUCCCCGGAAGAUAAGUCCCGACUGAUGUUCACCAUGUAUGACCUGGAUGGGAAUGGCUUCCUCUCCAAGGAUGAAUUCUUCACCAUGAUGCGAUCCUUCAUCGAGAUCUCUAACAACUGCCUAUCCAAGGCCCAGCUGGCCGAGGUGAUGGAGUCCAUGUUCCGAGAGUCAGGUUUCCAGGACAAGGAGGAGCUGAACUGGGAGGACUUCCACUUUAUGCUUCGGGACCACCACAGCGAGCUCCGCUUCACACAGCUCUGUGUCAAAGGUGUUGGAAACAUCUUUAAACCAAAUAUCAGCUCUCGAGUCUCAUUCAUCACUCGGACUCCUGAGAACUGCUCUUACCCCAAGGAGCUGGUCCUCCCUGCCUCAGAAACCCCUGGUCUAAAGAAGAGAUUUGGCAAAAAGGCAGUGGGGACCCCUGAGCUGUACACAGAAGCCCUUCAGGAGAAGAUGCAACGGGGCCUUGUCGCCCAGAAACUACAGCAAUUCAAGCGCUUUGUGGAGAACUACCGACGUCACAUCAUGUGUGUUGCAAUCUUCUCAGCCAUCUGUGUGGGCCUGUUUGCAGAACGAUCCUACUAUUAUGCAUUUUCCUCACCACCCACCGACAUUGAAGAGACCACCUACGUGGGCAUCAUCGUGUCCCGGGGCACGGCAGCCAGCAUCUCCUUCAUGUUCUCCUACAUCCUGCUCACCAUGUGCCGCAACCUCCUCACCUUCCUGCGGGAGACCUUCCUCAACCGCUACAUCCCCUUCGAUGCCGCCGUGGACUUCCACCGCUGGAUCGCCAUGGCGGCUGUCAUCCUGGCCAUUUUGCACAGUGCUGGUCACGUGGUGAAUUUCUACAUCUUCUCAGUCAGCCCCCUCAGCCUGAUGGCCUGUGUAUUCCCCAACGUCUUUGUGAAUGAUGGAUCUAAACUUCCCCAGAAGUUCUACUGGUGGUUCUUUGAGACGAUUCCAGGUAUGACAGGAGUUCUGUUGCUCCUGGUCCUGGCCAUUAUGUAUGUCUUUGCCUCUCACCACUUCCGCCGCUGCAGCUUCCGGGGUUUCUGGCUGACUCAUCACCUCUAUGUCAUUCUUUAUGCCCUGCUCAUCAUCCACGGCAGCUUCGCUCUCAUCCAACUACCCAGUUUCCACAUCUACUUCCUGGUCCCAGCCAUUAUCUUUGGUGGGGACAAGCUGGUGAGCCUGAGCCGGAAGAAGGUGGAGAUCAGCAUGAUGAAGGUGGAGCUGCUGCCUUCAGGUGUAACUCACCUGCAGUUCCAGCGGCCCCAAGACUUUGAGUACAAGUCAGGGCAGUGGGUGCAGAUCGCUUGCCUGGCCCUGGGGACCACUGAGUACCACCCCUUCACGCUGACCUCGGCGCCCCACGAGGACACCCUCAGCCUGCACAUCCGGGCAGUAGGACCCUGGACCACUCGGCUCCGGGAGAUCUACUCCCCGCCAACGGGCCUAGGCUCUGCCAGAUACCCAAAGCUGUACCUCGAUGGACCAUUUGGGGAAGGCCACCAGGAGUGGCAUAAGUUUGAGGUGUCCGUGCUGGUGGGAGGGGGCAUUGGGGUCACCCCUUUUGCCUCCAUCCUCAAAGACUUGGUCUUCAAAUCCUCAGUGGGCACUCAGAUGCUCUGCAAAAAGAUCUACUUCAUCUGGGUGACCAGGACCCAGAGGCAGUUCGAGUGGCUGGCUGACAUCAUCCGGGAGGUGGAGGAGAAUGACUGCCAGGACCUGGUGUCUGUGCACAUCUACAUCACCCAGCUGGCUGAGAAAUUCGACCUCAGGACCACCAUGCUGUACAUCUGUGAGCGACACUUCCAGAAGGUGCUGAACCGGAGUCUGUUCACGGGGCUGCGUUCCAUCACCCACUUUGGCCGGCCGCCCUUUGAGCUCUUCUUCAACUCCCUGCAGGAGGUCCACCCACAGGUGCACAAGAUCGGCGUGUUCAGCUGUGGCCCCAGGAAUGACCAAGAACGUGGAGAAGGCCUGCCAGCUCAUCAACAGACAGGACCGGGCCCACUUCGUGCACCACUAUGAGAAUUUCUAAGCUUGUCCUCCCUGGAUCCUGCUUCCAGUCUCCCAUUCCCCAGAAAUGAGCUUGCCACCAAUUGGGAAUGGUGGCGGAUGCCUG